CAUCUGACAUUCACUUCAACUUUGCAGUCAACAUUUAAAGCUGCAUGCUCAACAACAUCUCAUAAUUUACAGCAAAGCAGGAGUUGGACAUCACUGACUUUUUUCCAGCGAACCCAAAGCAGCAUCAAGAGCUAAAUCCAGCUGAACUAAGUAAUAUUUAGAGAACUGCUGAGUCGAGGAAACAGCUGAAUGAUGAGUGCUGCUCAGAGUCAAACAACACUGGUGUCCAAACUGCAGGGCCUGCAGUGCCACUUCACCUGGGAUCUGGACACCAGCAGGGCCAAACUUUUACGUUUCAGGGAAAGGUUUGAGGAUUUUGGCACCGAGGACGGACACAGCUGGCUGGGUCACAUUUACAACCUGCGGGGGUUCAUUGAAUACAAGCUGGGGUUCACUGAAGAAGCCCAGAGUUUCUUCAACAAGGCUACAGAGGCCUUCUGCCAGAUAAGAAAUGCAGAUGAGGGUCCCUGGUUAGUGGUGAACUAUGGGAACCUGGCUUGGCUGCACCACCACCUAGGAGACCCAGCAGAGAGUGAGGCUUACCUGACAAAGGUUGACGCCCUGAUGAAUGAAUAUCCAUCUCCAUCCCAGGACAAGCUCCACCCAGAGAUCUGCGCUGAAAAAGCCUGGACUUUCAUGAGGUUUAGCACAGAUAAAAUGUCGCUGGCUCUAGAUUACUUCCUGAAGGCCAUCGAGAUGCAGCCGGACAUGGUGGAGUGGAACACCUGCCAUAUCUUAGGGUUAAUGUUUGCUUCAGAGCACAGCAGCACAGCAGUGGGGGCUGACAUCUUGGAGAAAAUGAGAAUCGCCAAAGAAAAGGAUCCAGAGAACUUGUACCUCGCAGUUCACUACCUCGACCAAUGUGCUAAGAAAGGAGAAAGAAUUGAAGAUGAAGCACGUGAGCUAGCCAGGGAGGUUUUGAGAAAUCCUGUCAGCUGCUACGGUGGUAUUAAACCAUUACUUAUUGUUUACAGAAACUAUUUAUCUGUUGAUGAGGCCAUUGAUUUGGCAGAGGAGGUUCUGAGAAACCAUCCAGAUGAGCGUUAUCUGAAGGGAUGUGCUGCACUCUGCUACAGAUGGAAGAUCUUUGACAAUGACAGUCUUCCAACACAAAGCCUGAUGGACAGAGCAAUCAGUCUCCAUGAAGAGAUGAUUUCUCUUUACCCUCAUUCCUCACUGAGGAAGAAAAUAGAUCUUGCACAUAUAUAUGUAAAGUCAACUAAUGGCCUAGCUAAAGCUGAGCAGAUAUACCAGGAACUGCUAGAAAGGGAUCUUGAACCUGCAGACAAACAGAUGCUUUACUACAACUACGCACAACAUUUAAACUUCCAUGGACAGGAUCGCAACAGGUCACUCGGAUAUUACAUGCAGGUGGCAGAGAUACGGCAACAAUCCAUCUUUCGUGAGAAAAGCAUCAAAGUUCUGGUGAACAUUAGAGACAGAGGCAGGGACAUAAUGUGUAGAGAAAUAGAGAAGUUUCUGGAAAACCUGCAAGAGCCAUAGUGUUUUUAACAGCACUGGUUCUGAAUCCAGAACAAAUAUAGGUAUUGCAUUAGCAAUAACAUCUGUAUAUACUUAUUAUUUUGAUUACUUACACGUUAAUUAAGUUGCACGUUUUUUCUCUCUUGGUCGUGUGGUCCAGAAGGCAGCAACACCCACACUCGGAACAUGUAAUAUACGAUCAACUCAUUGUUGGUUUUAGUCUAUAAAUGGCUAACAAACAAAAGAACCUGUAUAUUUUGAGCUGUCUCCUUUUAAGGCAGGUUUCAACAAGUGUUCAUUGAAGACAACACAUAUCUAAAUACCUAUACAUUAGCACUGAAAAACUGCCAGCUGUAGUACACAAGUACAAAUGUGUUGUAAAUGUUAGUGAAUAAUAAAACUUGGAUUUGUAAUGCA
Molecule: messenger RNA, 1899 nt
Organism: Cottoperca gobio
Lineage: Eukaryota; Metazoa; Chordata; Actinopteri; Perciformes; Bovichtidae
Product: interferon-induced protein with tetratricopeptide repeats 1B-like
Exons: 2
Coding region: 190-1503 (437 amino acids)
Biological process (GO): defense response to virus
Cellular component (GO): cytosol
Molecular function (GO): protein binding
Source: RefSeq, a predicted model, not a curated record